Messenger RNA from Coccinella septempunctata (seven-spotted ladybird), 1723 nucleotides. RefSeq names its product brahma-associated protein of 60 kDa (gene Bap60). Gene Ontology annotation, cellular component: nucleus; SWI/SNF complex. The record is from RefSeq and is a predicted model, not a curated record. Gene Ontology annotation, biological process: regulation of transcription by RNA polymerase II. NCBI's taxonomy places the organism in Eukaryota, Metazoa, Arthropoda, Insecta, Coleoptera, Coccinellidae. The transcript is spliced from 7 exons. Bases 75 to 1580 code for a protein of 501 amino acids.
UUCCAUUCCUUGCCGGAUACCUGAUAACUUCUCUUAUAACUAAAUUUAACAGGAUUUAGAGAAAGUUGGAAAAAAUGGCCCAACGGUUUCCUGGACCGGCCCCUUCACAGGUUCCUGGAGUCCCUCCACCCCAAAGAUAUCCACCUCAACAAGCACCAGGAAUGAGACCAUAUGGAGCACAAAAUUUUCCGCAAAGGGCAAGUGGUUAUAACACUCCUCCUCCUACCAUGGGUACAAGUGGGGGAGGUUUGAUACAACGUCCACAGCAAGCACCAUAUUCUCCAAUGAGGGGUAGUGGUAUGCAAAAUCAACAAGGUGGAAAGCGACCUACCGAUAAUAGGAGUGCUAUGCAACAAAAGGGGGCAGACUACAGUCAUGGGACCAGCAAAAAAAAGAAAAAAUUAGCUGACAAAAUUCUUCCUCAAAAAGUUAGAGAUUUAGUGCCAGAAAGUCAAGCCUAUAUGGAUUUGUUAGCAUUUGAGAGGAAAUUAGAUGCUACUAUCAUGAGAAAAAGAUUGGAUAUUCAAGAAGCUUUGAAGAGGCCUAUGAAGCAAAAGAGAAAGUUGAGGAUUUUUAUCUCAAACACAUUUUAUCCUGCUAAAGAGCCUUGUACUGAUGCCCCUGAAGGGUCUGGACAGGAAGGAAGUGUUGCUUCAUGGGAACUAAGAGUUGAAGGAAGAUUACUAGAUGACUCCAAAAAUGAUCCUAAUAAGGUGAAAAGAAAAUUUUCAUCUUUUUUCAAAUCUCUUGUUAUUGAAUUGGAUAAAGAUUUAUAUGGCCCUGAUAAUCAUUUGGUUGAAUGGCAUAGAACUCUAACUACACAGGAAACUGAUGGCUUUCAGGUUAAAAGACCUGGUGACAAAAAUGUCAGGUGCACCAUUUUAUUGCUACUUGACUAUCAACCGUUACAAUUCAAACUAGAUCCAAGAUUAGCCAGACUUCUUGGAGUUCAUACACAAACUAGACCAGUGAUCAUUUCUGCUCUCUGGCAAUAUAUAAAGACCCAUAGACUACAAGAUGCACACGAGAGGGAAUACAUUGUUUGUGACAAAUAUUUAGAGCAAAUAUUUGGUUGUCCAAAAAUGAAGUUUGCUGAGAUACCACAGCGUCUGAAUCCCCUUCUUCAUCCCCCAGAUCCAAUUGUUAUCAACCAUGUCAUUUCUGUUGAAGGAGGAGCAGAAAGCAAGCAAACUGCUUGUUAUGAUAUUGAUGUUGAGGUUGAUGAUACAUUAAAAACACAAAUGAACAAUUUCCUUCUGAGCACUGCUAGUCAACAGGAAAUUCAAGGCUUAGACACAAAAAUUCAUGAAACUGUUGAUACCAUAAAUCAGCUGAAGACUAAUAGAGAGUUCUUCUUGAGUUUUGCUAAAGAUCCGCAACAAUUUAUUCACAAGUGGAUUGUGUCACAAACCAGAGAUCUGAAGACAAUGACGGAUGUGGUGGGUAAUCCCGAGGAAGAGAGGAGGUCAGACUUCUUCUACCAGCCAUGGGCUCAAGAGGCUGUUUGCCGAUACUUCUAUACUAAGGUUCAACAAAAACGUGCAGAACUUGAGCAGGCACUUGGAAUUCGUAACAAUUAAUGUGUGGUACACUUUAUUUUAUUUGCUUUGAGUCGAUAUGUUUUUAAAAUAAGGAUUCAUUAGAAAAUAAGCUUAUAUAUUACAAUUUUGUAAAAUAUUUGAUUGCACGAUUAAUUACGUUGAAAUUAAAUCGCUUCAAAUAA